AAAAAAAAAACAAAAAAUUGUAUAUAAGUUUUCAACAAAGCAACGAUAAAUUGUAUCUAUGGUGGGAAGAAGGAUGGGGGAAGGUCUUUAUAAGAUGAUUCGCCGUUUUUUUAGUAAAAAUUUGCAAAAAUACAAGCAAAGUUGUACCCAAUUAUUAAAAUUGAGCAAAAACGAAGCACGAAAUAUUAUCGACACUAUGGAGACGAUAUUGUGCGAUGCGGAUGGCGUUCUAUGGCUUUAUUAUGGUCCCGUUUCAGACUCGCCAAGGAUUUUCAAUUGUUUAAGAGAGCGCGGUAAAAAGUGUUAUAUUUGUACGAACAAUUCCACGCGAUCACGUGAAGGCUUACUUAAAAAAGCUUUACAGUAUGGCUUUCAAAUUAAUAUUCAGAAUAUCUUAACGUCCGCUCAUACUUUGGCUCAUUAUCUUAAAGAUUUGGAAUUUCUCAACACUGUAUACAUUAUUGGUAAAGAAGGUAUAGCCCAAGAGCUGGACGCUGUAGAUAUUAAACAUACCCAAACGGGACCAGACAUAUUAAAUUGUACUCUAGAUGAAUACAUUGAACAUAUUCGACUCGAGAGUGAUGUGGGCGCUGUGGUAGUGGGCUUUGACGAUCACAUCAGUUUUCCAAAAUUGAUGAAAGCUCUACAUUAUCUGGAGGGAGGCGAGCGAUGCUUGUUUUUAGCCACAAACACUGAUGAAACAUUUUCGCGCACGAGUGUGAUAUGCCCCGGUUCCGGCGUUAUAGUCCGGUCAGUGGAAUUCGGCGCCAAGCGCACAGCUACAAUUAUAGGCAAGCCUAGUACUUACUUAUGUAGCAGCCUAAUAAAAAGUGGAGAAUUGCGGCCUGAAACUACUCUAAUGAUAGGCGAUAGAGGUAACAUCGACAUAUUAUUUGGGUAUAAUUGCGGGUUUCAUACAAUGCUUGUGGGCAGCGGCAUUCACGGUCUGGACGAUGUGCGUAAAUGGCGAAAUUCGAACGAUCCCGAAUUAUAUAAACAAGUGCCGGAUUUUUAUUUACCCAAAUUCGGCGAUCUUAUGCAAAUAUUAUAUCACUGAAAAAGCUGAGUGUGCUCU
Glossina fuscipes is the source of this 1075-nucleotide messenger RNA. Its product is annotated as glycerol-3-phosphate phosphatase-like. The transcript is spliced from 3 exons. Lineage: Eukaryota; Metazoa; Arthropoda; Insecta; Diptera; Glossinidae. Gene Ontology annotation, molecular function: phosphatase activity. The record is from RefSeq and is a predicted model, not a curated record. Gene Ontology annotation, cellular component: cytoplasm. Bases 59 to 1057 code for a protein of 332 amino acids.